This is a messenger RNA of Olea europaea var. sylvestris, 1164 nucleotides long. RefSeq lists its product as uncharacterized. NCBI's taxonomy places the organism in Eukaryota, Viridiplantae, Streptophyta, Magnoliopsida, Lamiales, Oleaceae. The transcript has a single exon. The coding region runs from base 1 to 1164 and encodes 387 amino acids. The record is from RefSeq and is a predicted model, not a curated record.
AUGCAGCCACCCCCGGGAUACACUACAGCACCAACAAACAAAGUCUACAGGCUGAGAAGAAGCUUAUAUGGAUUAAAGCAGGCCUCAAGACAAUGGAACACUGAGCUCAGUCUCAAACUCAUAGAGCAUGGGUUUGUUCAAUCCAAUCAUGACCAUUGUUUGUUCCUAAAGCAUUCAUCCGAUCACAGUUUGUUUCUCCUUAUUUAUGUGGAUGAUGUCUUAAUUACUAGAACUUAUGAGUCUGACAUAAUAUCAGUCAAGAAAUAUCUGCAUUCUCAAUUCACUGUCAAAGAUAUUGGAGUUGCAAAGUAUUUUCAAGGACUUGAGAUUGCUAGAGGAGAAAAGGGGACAUAUGUUAACCAGAGAAAGUAUAUUUUGGACAUUAUUAAAUAUGUUGGGCUCAUUGGCGCGAGAUCAGUUUCGGUACCAAUUCCAAAAGGUACAAAACUUUCACAAAUCUCCAGUCCUCCCUUUGCAGAUCUAGAAAGAUAUAGAAGACUGAUUGGAAGACUUUUGUACUUAAACCUGACCAGACCGGACAUUACCUAUGGCAUACAACAGCUAAGUCAGUUUGUUCAUAGUCCCUGCCAAAUUCAUUGGGAUACUGCAAUUCAUUUGUUGCGAUAUCUGAAAGGAUGUCCGUCACUAGGUCUCUACUUUCCAGUGCAACAGAAUUUUACCUUAGCAGCAUAUUCAGAUGCUGAUUGGGCUUCUUGCAGUGAUACUAGAAGAUCUCUCACUGGCUUUUGUGUCUACCUUGGAGACACACUGAUUUCGUGGAAAACCAAGAAACAGACCACCGUUUCUCGUUCCACAGCUGAAGCCGAAUACAGAAGUUUGGCAACAACUGUAUGUGAAGUUACAUGGAUCAAUUAUAUACUGAAAGACUUUGCCAUCACUAUACCUUUGCCUAUCCCAUUAUGGUGUGACAAUAAAUCCGCCCUACAUAUUUGUGCUAACCCAGUUUUCCAUGAAAGAACUAAGCACUUGGAGAUUGACUGCCAUAUUGUUAUAAAUAAAUUUAAGGGAGGAUUCGUGUUGCCUCAGCAUAUUUCUUCCUCUCAACAAGUUGCAGACAUAUUCACCAAAGCGUUGGCAGCCCCUCAGUUCCACCACUUAGUUUCCAAGCUGGGAUUGGGUGAUCUUCACCAAUUGCCAGCUUGA